AACCUGACCUGGGGCGAUUUUUUCGCGUGCGGUACGCGUCGUAUCGGGGGCUCAGUCGUAAAAUCGAACGUGCCGUGUACGGUGAAAGCCCCUGUGUCGUGCUGCACGGGUGUAACGCUAUCCAGGCUGUGCUGUGAGGCUUUCCAACGUCUGGAUGCUGUUGGUGAUGCAUUAGCUUAUGGAACACUUCGCGACCGGAAAGACUUUAAUUGGGUGGACAUUAAAUCUGGUGCCGCAAUGAUGUCUUACCGACACAGCAUUGCUACCACGGCUAGUGACGAAGGGUCCUGCGAUGCGAACAACAACAAUCUGCUCAGCGCCGACAAUUUGCUUCGGUUGGCGCUGAAGAAACCGAAGAGCUGGAAGUGGGAACUCACCACGUCCAGUUCCUCACCCAACAUAAGCUUUCCAAAGAUACAGCUGUACGAUGGUGUUAGCGGCGAGCUGAUGGUAGAAGUCGAUCAACCAGACUGUGUCAUCCGUUCUGACGGUUCCGAUGUUGGACGAGUGCCUGCCGAGCAAUCGGUACUGCUGCAGAGUAGUAGCAGCUCCAGAGAACUUGACACACGACCGGGACGCUAUCGACGAUCACGCACAUCCUUGGUGAAGGAGAAACUCUCAACGUCCGGUGAGUCGCUAGCUGACAUCUUCAAUCAACUACAAAACAAAGGACUCGGCCACAAGCUGUCAACCAGCGGUUCACAAUACAGACUGAUAAACGGUGCAGACGUGGAGGAUGGACGAGGAUCACUGCAGAAGAGCAAGUCGGCAAAUGCUAUUGGUGUGCCGGAUGCUCCACCAAUCAUACGUCGCAGAUCGCGCCGUUCGUUGGCCAGUCGGUCCAGUUCGAUUCUCGAACGCAUCAGUGAAUUCUACGGCCGUAGCUCAACGGAGGAGGACGACGGACGAGACUUACAGCUGGUGGUUCCGGCCGUUCCACAGCUCGUACUGCCAGCAGCCAGAGAUGAUCCACCAGCGCAGCCAGAUGCAGACGGUGUCACCAUCGAAGAGAUCCCAGCCGAACCAUCAACCACCCCAAUCAAACCACGUCCCAAAAUUUACAAGCUGGUGAGGAGCAACAUCGGUACGCUGAUGGUACGUGAGGAAAGCUUCCAUACCCAGAGUAGCUUAAGAAGACGGCAACGAGAAAAUGGUGAGCUACCGUCAACUGCCCCAGACUCGGAACGGUUGGUAGAGCUAGACGGACGGACUGAACGUCCACGACCGAUGGACAAUGGGGAAGGGGAGCUUUUUAGAUAUGAACGAGAAAUAAACCAUAUCGAUGGUCUCCUCUCGAGGGUGAUGCUAUCGCACGAUCUACAAACGGAAGAUAUUCGUCAGGAUGCGCCGAGCAUACGAAUAUCCCGACCACCAGAAGUAGCGACUCCGGUAAACGGAUCCACUCCAUACCAGAAUGGAACAACCCACCGGAAGCGUCGCUCGAGACGUAGUGUAAGUGUUGGCGCUAGCGUCAACUCACCCCACCGUCGAUCGUUAUCGUCCGAACGUAACCACUCACCAACAAAUCCUUAUCGACCUGGGCAACGUAACGGGCGCCGAUCAGCAUCCAGUUCCUCCACAUCGGACACGGAGCUCGGCCCUAAAAGUGAGGAACACCGCACCGGAAGCUCCUCACGAUCUGGAUCGCAGAAGCGCCGGGGUCGGACGCGCCAUCGCGGUGGACAAUCGAACGACACUCCAGACAGCAGCUCACGUGCAGCGAUCAGUAACGGCGAUCAGCUCAUCAGCCGCACCGGCGAACCCGAAUGUCAACGACAAUCAUUACCUGAGCGAACUGAAUCAUCGUCACAACCGAACUCGUUUACCGGUGGUAAAAACAUCACCGCACCGUGUAAGGGUGAGCCAGUACGUAAACCACCCCAGACGAUAACCUUGUCUCAUGAUGUAUCCGAUCAAGCUGAGUUACGACCGCUAGUGAGUGAACGGGCCGUGAUACGAUCGAAGGGAAAGUCGGGUAGUAACGGUGGAUCAAAUACGACCGUUAGCUCCUUUCUAGCGGACAGCUAUAACGCAUCGGAUAAGGUACUUCAAAAGCUCGUCCAAAGUCUUGGCCGAUCGUUAAACACACGCAAACGCGAUCGUCUGGAGGCGAAGCGAAAAGGUGGCUCAUCCUGGUUGCGGCACGUGCCGGGUUGUUGUUCCGGUUCGGGAAAAUCGGUCUCACCACCGGCCCGGGAUUCGAUCGUGUUGAGAACCGGCACCUGCUUACGCUACCGUAACGAACGUAACCGGUUACCGAGCGUUACUACUGAUAAUCUGCUUGAUCGAAGCACGCCCUCUACCGGGCGGCAAAUAACUUCAACGGACCAGGAAGACGAACGAGCGUUUGGAGGUGAAUACGGUAUAGCCGACGAGCGAUUUUUACCACCAGCGGGAAAUGGAACCUCCGAUCGGUUUAUAUUCGAUCGUUUGCAGCUGGAGUUUCCCGUGGUGGAACCGGCAGUAGAGCUUAUCUGCUAUCAGCAUCACUCUACCGACGAGGACGACGACGACGACGACGACGACAGCUACGACAACGACACCAACGAAUACGAACACGACGAUCCGCGUGAACGAACGUGCGCACUGCAACGCAGUGCCAGUGAACGAACUGAUCGUAAUCGUCGCACCCGUACGAAUAUGGGAGCGAAUGUGUCCUCAUCUGCUCGACAGCAUGCGAAAGGACUUACCAGUGGACGACGGGCCCAAUCAAUAGAUAAUCUGAAGUCGGACACCACCCAAUACUUUCAUCAGUACCAUAACAAUAACAACGGCGAUACGUUCCAUCAUCAAACCUUUCUCGCUGAUACUGCCGGAAGUAAUGCUGAUGGCGAGGGAUUGGAGAAGCAACCACCACCACCGGAUUUGGCCUGUCUGCCCGGUACCGGUCAGAUACCUCCCGAGCAACAGCAGCAGCAGCAACAGCAAGAUCACGUCAUCUACGUUAGCCGAAAGGAUCGUAACAAAUUCUGUGGCAGUUUGCCGAACCAUCUCGACUUGGAUGCGUCCACCAUCGAUCGGGACUGUGAAGCCAUCGUUAAGCAGAACGAAUUUCUUCAGGCGAAUCUGAAAAACGUACAACAGCACCAGCAGCAGCAGCAGCAAACUGCAACACGAACGGGUUGCAAUCAAACGGGCGGCCCAAAUCCAUCACCACCGAACGGUUCCCAGCAACAGCUGACCUUCGGUGGUAGCGUCCCGGUCGAUCAUACAACGGCUGGUUCGCAACAACAGCUGCAGAAUUUGCCUCCGCAGUUACCAACAUAUCAGCAGCAUCAAGGUUCACCAUUGCAUUGUUCCAGUACUGCAACGCAGGGUCCACCGAACACUUCCGGGCCGGGUGGCGUUGGGCUGGUCGAUGGUGUAGGAGGCAGUACAUUCCGAUCAUCAGAAGCGUGUGGUAGCGGUCAGCAACAGCAGGUUGGUACGAUUGCUGCAAAUCUCCAGCUAAAGCUACCACUGCACCGGACGGCGAUCGAUGCUGGAUGCGAUCAGGGAUAUGGUAGCGAACGAUCGCCGGAGGACGAUCUACCACCACCAUUGCUGCUGAUGCACGAAACGCAGUACAUCGAGAUAUUGGCCUCAUCUUCCUCUAGCAUCGGCAGUACGGCACCAUGUCAGCAGCUUCCGGUGGAGUGCGUCGGUUCGUCCAAUGCCGCACUGCAACAGGGUGAACAACAGCACACGCAACCGUGCUGGACGCACAGCACCAAUACCGGUCAGCUCGUCGUCGGGCCGUACAGUUUCAUUACCAAAGAUUCCAUAUUCUUCGUCCAGGUGUCUAAGGGUUCGCGAGGACUCGGCUUUUCGGUGUCGGGUGGAACCGAUUCGUCCGCACCGUAUCCGGGUCUGAUACGUAUCAAACGGCUCUUUCCACAUCAGGCAGCAUGGGCGACGGGGAUGCUCCAACCGGGAGAUAUUCUUCUUGAGGCGAACGGUGUCCCACUAACAGGUCUCACAAACUACCUUGCCCUGGAAGUGUUGCGCAAAGCGACAAACGUCGUAACGCUCACCGUUUGCCGACCGAAGGACGAGCAGUAUAGGAAACUAUCACCUCCGACUGAACCACCGAGACCACCGUUACGGAAUGCACUCUCGUACGAGCAGGGUCAGGGAUCGAACUCGGUACCUCAGUCACCGCUUCCAGCUGGCAUUCCAUUUCAGCAUCAGCAACAGCAAAUCCAUCAUUUCUUCCCUCCGCCGAAUGCUAGGAAUCCGCAGCUGCAGACAGUGGGUGGCUAUCUGCCCUCACUCGAUCCAAUGCAAACCAGCUUCAGUGGGGAAUUCGAAAUCGUACUGACGAAGCAGCAGGGUUCGCUUGGGUUCACGCUGCGCAAGGAGGAUGAAUCCGUGCUGGGUCACUACGUGCGGGCAUUGGUACGUGAGCCAGCGCUUAGUGAUGGGCGUAUUCGGCCCGGUGACAAGAUAGUCGCCGUCAACGAUGUGCCGGUUUCGUCCAUGUCCCACGAGGAGGCUGUGAUAUUUCUACGUCAGGCAGCGGACGUCGUACGGUUGCGGUUGUACCGCGAUCAGGCCCAAACGCCGCUAUCCGCCCAUUCGCCCAUCGAGUCGAGCUUAAGGGGCCGGACGCGUUUGCUGCUACGUCCGGAAGCAAUCAAUCUGCUGACCGAUCUUGCCGCCAACCGGUUCCAUCGGGCUGCCGCCGGUUCCGGAUCGUCGGUCGCUUCGAGCCAUACGAACUCUCCGCGCCGUUUGCGUCGUGUCGGUGCACAUCAAGCCGGCUUCGACAAUCAUGGUUUCCAGCAGCAGCAACAGCAUUCCAACGACACGUUCAAUUAUUCCGACAGUUGUUCCAAUGCAUCCACUAUCGUCAGCCAAGCCGUGGACGAUCUGGAUGAUGCGUACUACUGCGAUGAGGAGAUCGAUGCGAUCGUCGCCAGCGAAGACAGAACGUCCGGCGGCGAAGAACACGGACCACGACCGCGCCCUACAUUCCUAGAUCUCGAGGCAGGCACCCGUUUUCAGCUCGGUAGCGGUGGUACCACCGUACAGCAGCUGAACAAUCUCGAUCGUGACACGCUGAACGCACCGUUACGGUACGGUUUGGGUGGUGGCGCCGGUACGCCCGGCCUGGCCGGUCCGGAUCCCGACGGCGCUAACUUUGUCAGUCUGCCGUGUGAAACGUUUCUGGUGGCGUGCAAAACCGAACAAGAUCUGCAACAAGCAGGUGACCAAACGGAGGCGAUCUACGUCCAGCACUUUGCCCACAAAUCGCCCCUCUAUUCGUCGGUCAAUGUACCGGCCCGUGUCGGUGCGGCCGAGCUGGUGGAUGCAGUCGAACGUGGAGGCAAGAAAAGUUUAAUGAAAUGGAAGGGAGCGACACUGUUGGGUGAUGAAGAAGAGCAGCAUGAACCACUGAAAGCGGCCGAUCUUGUACAGGAACAGCAAGACACGCUUGUAACACCGGAUGCGGAUGAUUCUAGUCUGGCAGCUACGGCUGGUACAACGCUCAGCACGGCCACACCAACGACCGAACGCGAACUGUUCGAUCUGAAUGCGAGCUGUGGCACGGACAGUGAAGGAAAUCAGAUUUUCACUGUGGAGCUAAACAAAGGCUGGAACAGUCGACUCGGAUUCAGUCUGAAGCAGGAUACGGGCGCUAAUGGUUCCAUCCGUACCGUCAUCAGUGCUAUCUAUCGCGACAGUGUUGCGGCACGCGACGGCCGACUGCGCGUGGGUGACGUACUGAUCAUGGUUAAUGAAGAGUCGGUCGAAGCAGUACCAACGGCACAAGUGAUUGAGUUGAUGCGCAUUGUACGUGGCGCCAUCUUCAUCACACUGUUACGACCGUCCGGUGCUGGCGGUGCUGAAGGAACGCUAGAACCAACGCCGGAAGAACCAACCUCGGUUGAACCGUCCGGUAAUGUCACUCCGGUACUCUCGAGCGAUUACGUGGCUGUUGGUAAUAGAGAUGCUUCUAAUGUCACCUCCAGUACAGUGAAGAAGCAGGAGGAAACAAGCGAUCCUACUGAAGUCAGUACGGAGGGCCAGUAGAUGAAAAGUGGGACCCUGAAAGCGAAGCGAAACGAUGUGAUGGUUUCUUUGAUUUACGUUUGCGACUAGGCAGGCGUGUAGAUGAGAAUAAAGCGCUGCGUAGACGGCAGAUACGAGCAAGAAGAGUUAAAAAGAAAAAAAAACCACAGAGUGGUUCUGUUUGUACUUUUACGUUAGAACGUAACAGGUGAUUUUAGAGUGUCAUACGCGAAACAGUGAGACAGAGAGAAAGAGCAAAAGGGUGGGCAGAAGAUGGCGAUAAUGUAGCGAAAAAAUACGAGAACAUAUAUGUUGUAUGUAAGGGGUUAUUCAUUCCGUACCGGAGCCAUAAGCUUCAUUUCCAAAGAUAAAAUGCCAGAGAGAGAGAGAGGAAGGUAUAGAGAGAGAUAAAGAGAGAAAAGAGUGAGGAGAAUAAGAAAAGAGAAAAUGAAACAUUAAACAAUACAAAAAAAGGAAACAACUAAAGAAAAACUGCAUGAUAUAAACACUCCUAGUGAACAUCUGAACAUCGAUCCAUGCCAGGAUUGAACCGAUAGUUCCAUUUAAACCAACUCUAGUAAAAACAAAAAAACAAAUGAACGAUGAUCUAAUUAGCAUUAGUCUCGAAGAUGACUGUAAUCAAAUGUAAUCAGAGCUAGUAAUUUUAAUCCUCCACCUACCCCUUCCUCAAUUCCUUUUCCACGAAACCUUCCACGUGUCGUUUUACAACUUUACAACACGAAGUGAAUAGAAAAAAAGACGAAGAAAUUAAGAUAGAGAGAGAGAGAGCGGUAAAUAAGAAGUUGUUAAUGUCUUUUCAAUCCAUUCUGCCACUGCCUUUUCCGUAACCAGCGUGUCUAGGAAAGGAAACCUUAAUCCCCCUACCCAACCCAAACUCCAACCUUUUUUCCCCACUUUUCCUCCCUUCCAAUCCCAUCACACCUCACGAUCGUUGGAGUAUUUUAAAUGUUGUUAGUGUAGCCAAUGCGCAAAAUACAAGAAGACAAAACAAGAAACAAAAAAUGGAAACAAUCCAAAUAGAAGAAAAACGAGCUGUGUUGGUGACGUUCAGGGCUGCUGCGACAAUUUCUGGUAGAGCAGCUGCCGGCGUGAAUGGAAGUCUAAAUAAAGAUCAUGUUUGUACUUUAA
Molecule: messenger RNA, 7143 nt
Organism: Anopheles funestus (African malaria mosquito)
Lineage: Eukaryota; Metazoa; Arthropoda; Insecta; Diptera; Culicidae
Exons: 14
Coding region: 238-6015 (1925 amino acids)
Molecular function (GO): protein binding
Source: RefSeq, a predicted model, not a curated record